This is a messenger RNA of Hyaena hyaena (striped hyena), 735 nucleotides long. RefSeq names its product cytochrome b-c1 complex subunit 10. Gene Ontology annotation, cellular component: mitochondrial inner membrane. The record is from RefSeq and is a predicted model, not a curated record. Gene Ontology annotation, biological process: mitochondrial electron transport, ubiquinol to cytochrome c. The transcript is spliced from 3 exons. NCBI's taxonomy places the organism in Eukaryota, Metazoa, Chordata, Mammalia, Carnivora, Hyaenidae. The coding region runs from base 97 to 267 and encodes 56 amino acids.
UGGAGCCUUCCUGUACGCCUGCGCGCGGCGGCGACCGCGCUUGCGCAGACGGCCGGGCGGCAGCCGGGGUCACCCUGAGCCGCGGACGGCGUCGCGAUGCUGAGCAGGUUCCUGGGCCCGCGCUACCGCGAGCUGGCCAGAAACUGGCUUCCCACGGCAGGCAUGUGGGGCGCCGUGGGCACCGUGGGGCUGGUGUGGGCCACCGACUGGCGGCUAAUUCUGGACUGGGUGCCCUAUAUCAACGGCAAGUUCAAGAAAGAUGAUUAAACCGACCCUCGUUGGAUCCCUGGGGAGCCGGGAGCUCACCCUGCCCUGCUCCCCGGCAGGCGUCUGUCGGCGCGGCCCCCGUCCCUGUCCGCUCGCGCGCUUCCUGGAGCCGCCCAGGGCCUCAGGAUGGACCUCGGGAGACCCGCAGCGUGACUUAGGACUCCGCCUUUCCGGGAGUAGCUUUCGUGUUUGAAUGCACACAGCAUUAAACCGUGCUCUGAAACCCGCCCCACCUGGACGUGCUCAUGCUAGUGACUUGGUAACCUUCACUGCAGCCCUGGUGGCCCGAGUCACCCCGGGGGUCCUUCCAGUGCCGAAAUUUUGCAAAUCUAGGAAUUUCUCCAUGGCUAGCAGAAACUGAUCACUUGCGAUGAUUAACGGGUAAUCCUUGUACGGCGUACCUCCCGCCGCUUUGAGAAAUUUCCCCACCACUUGGUGUAAAAUGCAGCCGUCUCUUACCUCCCGGUU